This is a messenger RNA of Quercus lobata, 4279 nucleotides long. Its product is annotated as DExH-box ATP-dependent RNA helicase DExH6. Gene Ontology annotation, cellular component: intracellular anatomical structure. Gene Ontology annotation, molecular function: helicase activity; ATP binding; RNA binding. The transcript has 14 exons. Bases 309 to 3998 code for a protein of 1229 amino acids. Lineage: Eukaryota; Viridiplantae; Streptophyta; Magnoliopsida; Fagales; Fagaceae. The record is from RefSeq and is a predicted model, not a curated record.
AUAUAAUGAGCAAAGUAUCAAAAGCAUAUACUUAGGGCAAAAAGAGCCGACACGUAUACGAAGCAGAAGAAGUAAACCCCCAAAAAACCAAAACAAAAGAAAAAAGGGAAAAAGAAUAUGAAGUAGUAGUAGAAAAGAAAAGAAGCCUCUGAAAACAAAACCCAAAGAGUCGUGUCUCUAUCAUCAACUCUUGCCUUCUCUUCUCUUCUCUUCUCUUCUUGCAUUCUCUUCUUUCUCUGGGGACUGGGGGUCUACUGUUUUGGCCACCCAAAAAGGUCACCAGAAAAUAGGUUUUUAGCUUUGUUAAGAUGGCCAGGAACAAGAAGAAGAAACUGUGGAAACGCGAUAACGUGGAUGUUUCAAAGCUUAACAUUGCUGAAUCCACAACGAUUCACAUUACCCAACAACUUCAGAAGUUCUUUGAAUCCAAGGCGGAAGUUUACAAGUUUGAAGAUAACCUGUCGAGCGAUGAACGUGCGGCGGUGCAUGAAUUAUGCAGGAAAAUGGGUAUGACGUCCAAGAGUAAAGGGCAUGGGGGCCAGCGUCGUGUAUCUGUUUUCAAACCUAAAAAGCAGGUUGCCACCAGGAAAGGGCCCAGCAGUCUAACUCAUUUGACAUUUUCGGAAGGGGCGAAAGUGGUUUUACAUGAUUUGUUUACUCAAUACCCACCUGAUGAUGAAGAGGUGGACAAGGAAAAGGUUGGGAAGAAAACUGAAAGAGUUGAUAAAAUGCGACGGAGUAAAGUUGAUAUUUUCCUCAAGCCUUCAAUGAGCAAGGCAGAAAUUGCGAAGAAAGUGGAGUCACUUGCUUCCAAAAUUGAGAGGGCUGCAAAUUUGAAACAGGUAACUGAAGGCAGGUCUAAGCUUCCAAUUGCAUCCUUUAGGGAUGUCAUUACAUCAACAAUUGAAUCUCACCAGGUAGUUCUCAUAUCUGGUGAGACUGGGUGUGGAAAGACCACGCAGGUCCCUCAAUAUCUUCUAGAUAAUAUGUGGGGUAAGGGUGAGGCCUGUAAAAUUGUGUGUACUCAACCUCGACGUAUCUCAGCGACAUCAGUUGCUGAGAGAAUCUGUUAUGAAAGAGGAGGGAAUAUUGGUGAUGAUGUUGGAUACAAGAUACGAUUGGAAAGCAAAGGUGGGAGGAACUCAUCAAUUGUGUUCUGCACAAAUGGGAUUUUAUUGAGGGUGCUAAUUUCUGAAGGGGCUGGUAGGUUGAAAACAGAAGGCGGAGCGAAACCUGCAAAGCGAGAGAUUUCUGGCAUUACUCACAUUAUCGUGGAUGAAAUUCAUGAAAGGGAUCGCUACUCUGAUUUUAUGUUGGCAAUUCUCAGAGACUUUCUUCCUUCCUGUCCUCAUCUGCGUUUGAUACUUAUGAGUGCUACUAUUGAUGCUGAACGAUUUUCGCAAUAUUUUGGUGGCUGCCCAAUCAUCCGUGUCCCUGGGUUCACUUAUCCUGUUAACAUUUUUUAUUUGGAGGAUGUACUUUUGCUCCUGAAAUCAGUGGAAAAUAAUAAUCCUGAUAAUACUUUAGCCGUUGUCCCUAGUGAGGACCCAGAGUUGACAGAGGAAGAAAAGCUUGCUUUAGAUGAAGCCCUGAAUCUGGCUUGGUCAAGUGAUGAGUUUGAUCCACUCUUGGAGCUGGUUUCUUCUGAGGGUACCCAAAAGGUGUUCAAUUACCAGCAUUCUUUGACUGGGCUAUCACCAUUGAUGGUAUUUGCUGGAAAGGGUAGAGUGGCUGAUGUUUGCAUGCUCCUAUCUUUCGGGGCAGAUUGUCAUUUACAGGCCAAGGAUGGAUCUACUGCAUUGGAGUUGGCUGAACGAGAAAACCAACAGGAAGCCACUGUAAUAAUUAAAAAACACAUGGAAAGUUCCAUUUCCAACUCCAUCGAAGAACAACAAAUACUUGAUAAGUAUCUAGGCAAAAUGAAUCCUGAACUUAUUGAUGUUGUUCUUAUAGAGCAGUUGAUACGGAGAAUAUGUACUGAUUCACAAGAAGGAGCAAUCCUUGUUUUCCUUCCAGGAUGGGAGGAUAUAAAUAAAACCCGGGAGAAACUGAAUGCAUCUGCAUUUUUCAAAGAUACUUCCAAGUUUAUGGUAUUAUGUCUCCAUUCUAUGAUUCCUUCUGUGGAGCAAAAGAAAGUUUUUAAACGUCCACCUCCUGGUUGCCGGAAAAUUGUUCUUGCAACCAAUAUUGCUGAAACUGCCAUUACCAUUGAUGAUGUUGUGUAUGUUAUAGACAGUGGUCGUAUGAAGGAGAAAAGUUAUGAUCCUUAUAAUAAUGUAUCAACCCUUCAAUCUUCUUGGGUCUCAAAAGCAAGUGCAAAGCAAAGAGAAGGACGUGCGGGCCGCUGUCAGCCUGGAAUUUGUUAUCAUCUCUAUUCAAAGCUCCGAGCAGAUUCUUUGCCAGAAUUUCAACUUCCUGAAAUUAAGAGAAUCCCAAUUGAGGAACUAUGUCUGCAGGUGAAACUACUCGAUCCAAAUUGCAAGAUAGAAGAUUUCUUGAACAAGACAUUAGAUCCUCCAGUUUUCGAGGCCGUACGAAAUGCAAUUUUAGUUCUUCAAGAUAUUGGGGCUUUGUCAGUUGGUGAAAAGCUUACUGAACUUGGGGAAAAGCUUGGUUCUCUACCUGUGCAUCCAUUGACGAGCAAGAUGCUUUUCUUUGCUAUAAUGAUGAACUGCCUUGACCCAGCAUUGACUCUGGCAUGUGCCUCUGACUAUAGAGAUCCAUUUACUCUUCCCAUGUUACUGAUAGAUAAGAAGAGAGCUGAUGCUGCUAAAUCUGAGCUUGCAUCAUUGUAUGGUGGGACUAGUGAUCAGCUAGCAGUAAUAGCAGCAUUUGAGUGCUGGAAUAAUGCAAAGCAAAGGGGCCAAGAGGAACGGUUCUGUUCUGAAUACUUUAUCUCUAAAAGCACUAUGAGUAUGUUGUCUGGUAUGCGUAAGCAGCUCCAAAAUGAACUAAUUCGGAAUGGGCUUAUUCCUGAUGAUGUUUCCCGUUGUAGCUUGAAUGCGCGUGACCCAGGUGUACUCCAUGCAGUCCUUGUGGCUGGUUUGUAUCCUAUGGUGGGAAGAUUGCGUCCACCUCAUAAAAAUGCAAAACGAUUUGUAGAGACUUCAGGUGGUGAUAAAGUUCGUUUGCACCCCCAUUCCACUAAUUUUAAGUUGUCAUUCAGCAAAACCAAUCAUUGCCCUUUGAUUAUGUAUGAUGAGGUAACUCGGGGAGAUGGAGGUAUGAUCAUAAGGAACAGUACUGUGGUUGGGCCACUCCCAUUAUUAUUGCUUGCAACAGAGAUUGCUGUUGCUCCAGCAAAUAAUGACGAUGAAGAUGAGGAAGAUGAGGAUGAUGACAGUGAUGGAGAUGAAAGUGAUGAAGAUGGAAUGGAUAUUGAUAAGAAAUCAGUUGGACGACAUGAAGAAAAGAUCAUGUCAUCUCCUGAUAAUUCAGUGACAGUCAUUGUUGAUCGGUGGCUCUUUUUUGGGUCUACAGCACUUGACAUUGCUCAAAUUUACUGCUUGAGAGAGCGAUUAUUAGCAGCAAUCUUAUUCAAAGUAACACAUCCAAGGACUGAUCUUCCUCCUGUUCUUGCGGCCUCAAUGCAUGCUCUAGCCCGUAUUUUAUCUUACGACGGGCUAUCUGGAGUGUCAUUUCCAUUAGAAUCUGUGGAUUCACUGACUUCAAUGGUAAAUGCUACUGAGAUCGACAAGUAUUCCCCAGGGAAGAAGAAAGAGAUGGUACAGAAUCCAAAUGGGUUCCUAAGGUCACUUACGACUCAAGGCACACCCAAGAGGUUUCCUUGCCAUCAUCACAAUACUAGGGUACCUGCAUCAAAGGGACCAACAAAUUUGGGUGCUCUGUCAAGUCACAAUGUUCGGCCGCCACUUAAUUCAGCUGGCAUGAAAUUUGCACCACAGGGCUCCAGAUUAAAUGGGGAUGGCUUGGCUACGCAGUCACAUGGUCCUAGGGGAGACUCCCUUAAGCGGCAGCGUGAAAAUGGGACUGGAUAAUGGUGACAAUUAGUCAAAACAGUGAGUUUGAUAGGGACUGAGAUGGUUGUAUGAAAAAUGUUAGGGAUAAGGGGUAGUUCAAUUAGGUGGAGACUUUACAUCAUAUAUAUGAAGCAAACAUCUCUAGGCCAAAUCUCUCACCUUCCUUCCCUUGUGACGGAAAUCAUUAAAAAAAGUGUUAAAAAUAUGCCAAGAUAGCAAGGUAUACAAUACAGAUGUUUUGCUCAACUUAUUUUAAAUUCUGUUCCAUCCUUUCGAUUUAUAGCAGAAUCUCUUAAGUA